This is a messenger RNA of Racocetra persica, 687 nucleotides long. The record is from the annotation of a GenBank genome assembly. Lineage: Eukaryota; Fungi; Glomeromycota; Glomeromycetes; Diversisporales; Gigasporaceae.
AUGUUGUUGAAUAAAAUUAGAGUUGUCGGAAAAGUUUUACCACUAGAAUACAAAGAGAAAAGUCUAACUAAAGAAUUACUAAUUUAUUUUAGUUUGUUGGUUACUAAUCCUAACGGAGUGCAUAGUUUAUUGCGUUGCCACACUAGCGGUAAAGCGGCUUCGGCCCUGAAAGAACAGGUGGUUGCUGACGAAAUAAUUGAAGUUAAAGGUUAUUUACGAAACGAGAAAAAAGGACGACAAAUAAUAAUCCAGGUAGUAGAAUUUAGCAAACUAGAAGACAUUCCUGAUUAUGCGGUUAACCAAGUGCGAUUGUUGGGAAGAGUGAUUAGUGAUUACGAAAUGGCCCCAAAAGAAAAUCUUUUUUCUUUCAAACUAGAAGUGCCAACUAAGGAAAAUCCACUUAAUACUUUUUUUUGUCGUGCCCAUGACGAGUUAGCCACUGAAAUGGCUAAGCAAGUGCGAAAAAAUGACCUUAUUUUAUUAGAAGGAUUUCUGCAAACUAAGAAAUUAACUUCCCCAACCGAACUUUAUCCAGAAAAAAUCACACGGAUUUCUUCGCUUAUUUGUCAAAGUUUUGUUUUGCUGGAUACGGUUACUGUUAACAAUUUUUAUCCCUGGAACAAUUUGGUUCUUAUUAGCAAAGAAACCAAAAAAAUUGAUUUUACUAAACCGAAGGAGACUGAUUAG